Molecule: messenger RNA, 1432 nt
Organism: Hippopotamus amphibius kiboko
Lineage: Eukaryota; Metazoa; Chordata; Mammalia; Artiodactyla; Hippopotamidae
Gene: OVOL3
Product: ovo like zinc finger 3
Biological process (GO): epidermal cell differentiation; regulation of transcription by RNA polymerase II
Cellular component (GO): nucleus
Molecular function (GO): RNA polymerase II cis-regulatory region sequence-specific DNA binding; DNA-binding transcription factor activity, RNA polymerase II-specific
Source: RefSeq, a predicted model, not a curated record
AGUGAGAGAGUGGUGUUCCGUGCAGUUAUUGGGAGUUGGACUAGUAACAAACCAGUAUUGUGAUACCUGCUACAUUUGAACAGUGCUUCUGGCUGAACGUCAGCUCUGGACAUCCGAGGAUCAGAGAGGUAGAGCUUCCUGCCUGAUGCACAGGCUGGAGCCUCACUUUGACCUUACCAAUUGGACUCUGCUCUCCCUCCACCCUGUGGAGCAAGCAAUCACAGUCACCUCCUCCCCUGCUUGCUCAGACAGCUGCUGUGAUUUGAAUAACCAAGCAGGCUGUUGGAUGUCCAGUAGUGACUGAUUUGCUUGGCAAACAGACCCUGCUGGUACUAUGGAAAGACACUCAGCCCCACUGGGGUCUCUGUUUCCUCUCCCCACCCCCAAGAGCCACCUAGGUUCCAGUUUUGCCCUUGCUUGACUUCCUUGGGGGCCCUAGCGCUUGUCUUCCCCUAGAGGCUGGAGAGUGUCCUUAGGAACAUGGCAGAGGAGAAUAGGGAGGAAUGGCAGGGCCCAAGGCAGAGGUAACUGGAGCCAGCUAAAUCUGCCCCCUGAGCCUGUCACAAAAUUUGCAUGGAGAGAAUGAGGCUUCUCUGUGGCUUCCCCCUUCCUUCCCACCUGGGAUAGUCAUCCUGGGCCUGAGGUCUGACAGCAGGUGGAGGAGGCAGCCGUGUGUGUGUGUGUGGAGCCAUCUCCCUGUCCCUGGAGGUGAUGCCCCGUGUCUUCCUGGUCAGGAGUCGGCGUCCACAGCCACCCAACUGGGGCCACCUGCCUGACCAGCUCCGGGGAGAUGCCUAUGUCCCAGGUGGGCCCCUCACUGGGCCUGGAGGUGAUGGGCAGGAGACACAAAGCAUCACCAUCUGGCUUCUCUCCUCAGACUGCAGCAGCCUGGGGGGGCCGCUGGCACACCAGCCUUCCAGCCGAGGGGACUCUUGGGCAGCGCCCUCCCAGGGCACUCUGACAGCCACUUCUAGGGGCCCUGGGACACUUGGCUGCCCGCUCUGCCCCAAGGCCUUCCCGUUACAGCGCAUGCUGACCCGGCACCUCAAGUGCCACAGCCCUGCCCGCCGCCACGUGUGCCACUGCUGUGGCAAGGGCUUUCACGACGCCUUCGACCUCAAACGGCACAUGAGGACUCACACAGGGAUCCGGCCAUUCCGUUGUGGAGCUUGUGGGAAAGCAUUUACGCAGCGCUGCUCACUUGAAGCGCAUCUUGCCAAGGUGCACGGGCAGCCAGCGAGCUACGCUUAUCGUGAGCGCCGUGAGAAGCUGCACGUGUGUGAGGACUGCGGCUUUACCAGCUCGAGGCCCGACACCUACGCGCAGCACCGUGCCCUGCACCGCGCUGCCUGAGACUGGGAACCCCGUGUCCAACCCAUGAGAGGGAAAUAAACAGAGGAAAGGCACGCAGAGAAUACAGCAUUUAUUACAC